Molecule: messenger RNA, 1655 nt
Organism: Linum trigynum
Lineage: Eukaryota; Viridiplantae; Streptophyta; Magnoliopsida; Malpighiales; Linaceae
Source: the annotation of a GenBank genome assembly
GCAAACUCUCAUCGCCAUGCUGUUUCCUUUGCUCGUCGCCCUAUUAUCCCUACCUAUCAUGUUCCUUUUCCUGACUUAGCAGAGUAUGGGUUAGAUGUCUCUCAAUAUCUCCAUAACUUAGGUUGGGACUUUCUUAUGGCUGCUCCUGUUGAGUAUGUUUGUCCUGAAGCAGUGAGGUUGUUCUAUUCGAACUUUCGUUCGUUUGGACUCCACACUCGUACCUUCACCACUCUAGUGUAUGGCCAUCUAGUCACUGUCCCGCUUGAAUAUCUCCGCCAUCUCUUGCAUAUCCCUAGGGUAGGAGAAGUCCUCGCCAAUGAGACUGAACUGGUGCAUUUCAACUUCAACAUUGAACAUGAGUUUGUUCAUCUCACUGGUCACACCCCUGAUGCAUUACUCACCCUCCCCUCUGCAUUUUUGUUGCCUUCCCUGCGUACUUUUCACUUUCUCCUCACUCGUAGGUUCCUUCCUAGGACUGUACUGCUUGACAGAGUCACCCCCCUUGAUCUCUGGAUCAUCACUCAUGCCACUGCCAGUGUCCCUCUGGAUUACUGUCAUCUGUUAUUGGGAGGGUUAUAUCCCUUUCAGCAGUUUGAAUAUCUGGGACAUCUUCCCUUUGGCCCUCUCAUCACCCGUCUCAUUCUUCGCCUUGGGAUUUCUCUUGAUCCAUUCCGUACCACCACUCCUAAUGUGUUUCUGAACGCGGAUGACAUUCUUAAUGAGAUUGCGGAUGACAUCGUUGAGGGGGAGGAUGAUGCAGAACUAGAGGAAGAAUCUGCUGAGGAGGAUCCUGAAGAAGAUCCUGAGGAAGGUGGUGAUGGUCAUGACUUAGAAGUCAACUGGAUCAGUAGUGAUUCUUCUGGGUCAGACUCAUCUGACUCAGAAUCAUCUGACUCCACUGACCCACCUCCUUUGGAUGAGGUCUUUGCUGCCUUGCAGGAUAUUCGUGAUAUCUAUGGAUCUGAUUGAGUUACUUGAGUGCUGACUAUCUUUCUGGUUUGCUGGACAUGUUUUACCAGUUGAAGUGAUUGAUUGAAUAGUCUGUUUCUGGUUUGCUGGACAUGUCUCACCAGCUUUUGUGUUGGCCUUAGCAGUUUGGUUUUGCUGGACGUGUCUCACCAGCUUUUGAAUGGUUAUUACUGUGUUAUGAGAUUUGUUCAGAACCUUUUUGUGGAUUCCAUCUUUGUGUUGCUCUGGGAAAGGUGUUUGCUCUUGUAUGCAGGUUUCAACGAGUCAAUCAGCAAUCUUAAACUUAGGGGGAGAUUGUUAGGCUGAAGAAUCUCAUCAAAUCAAGUUGACAGAUUGGAUUGAACCAAAGAUGGAAAGGAUGCAUCAAUCAAGGGGGAGCCGAGCUAAUCAUGAUUCAAACCUGCAGCCCCAACGGCUAUCCAGCAAGGAAAAGAAAGGUUAUAAAUUCAUCUCCUCUGUAGAACUUGGGAGCAGCUGUUUUGGAGAAAUCCCUAGCGGUACAGGGCAGGGAAUUGGGGUUAAAACAGUGGCUCUGAUCACUCUGAGGUAGAGGUUCAGUUGAUCAGAGGUUGUAACUAAUUCCUGUGCGAAUUCGGGUCUUGAGUCAAGCUCUUUGAUUUUCACAUUCGUUGUAAUUGCGUCGUUCUUCUUUCUCCUUUUUAGUCAAAGAAAAUCAAAAGAGUCUC